This is a messenger RNA of Triticum turgidum subsp. durum (durum wheat), 1290 nucleotides long. NCBI's taxonomy places the organism in Eukaryota, Viridiplantae, Streptophyta, Magnoliopsida, Poales, Poaceae. The record is from the annotation of a GenBank genome assembly.
AUGCCGCCGGCGAGCGAGAGCUUACUCACCAACUCGCUAAGUACAGUACAUCAGCAGUACACUACUCGCGGCGCACGCUCGAGCUCGCUAGCGACAGUCGUCCGUCAGAGCUCACCGUCAUCCAUGGCUCUCCAGCUCCUCCCCUCCACCCUCUCCGUCCCCAAGAAGGGUAGCAGCAUGGGCGCGGCGGCAGUGAAGGACACGGCGGCGUUCCUGGGCGUGAGCAGCAAGGCGAAGAAGGCGUCGCUAGCGGUGAGGACGCAGGUGGCCACGGCGCCUUCGUCGGUGACGACGAGCCCGGGCUCGGCGACGGCGAAGCCGAGCGGCAAGAAGACGCUGCGGCAGGGCGUGGUGGUGAUCACGGGCGCGUCGUCCGGGCUGGGUCUGGCGGCGGCCAAGGCGCUGGCAGAGACGGGCAAGUGGCACGUGGUCAUGGCGUGCCGCGACUUCCUCAAGGCAUCCAAGGCGGCCAAGGCGGCAGGCAUGGCAGACGGCAGCUACACCGUCAUGCACCUCGACCUCGCCUCGCUCGACAGCGUCCGGCAGUUCGUGGAUGCGUUCCGCCGCGCAGAGAUGCCGCUGGACGUGCUCGUGUGCAACGCCGCCAUUUACCGCCCCACGGCGCGCACGCCGACCUUCACCGCCGACGGGCACGAGAUGAGCGUGGGCGUGAACCACCUCGGCCACUUCCUGCUCGCCCGCCUCCUCAUGGAGGACCUCCAGAAGUCCGACUACCCGUCCCGCCGCAUGGUCAUCGUCGGCUCCAUCACCGGCAACAGCAACACGCUGGCGGGCAACGUGCCGCCCAAGGCCAGCCUCGGCGACCUCCGCGGGCUCGCCGGCGGCCUCAGCGGCGCGUCGGGCUCCGCCAUGAUCGACGGCGACGAGAGCUUCGACGGCGCCAAGGCGUACAAGGACAGCAAGGUGUGCAACAUGCUGACCAUGCAGGAGUUCCACCGGCGGUACCACGAGGAGACCGGCAUCACCUUCUCGUCGCUCUACCCCGGCUGCAUCGCCACCACGGGGCUGUUCCGCGAGCACAUCCCGCUGUUCCGGACCCUGUUCCCGCCGUUCCAAAAGUUCGUGACCAAGGGGUUCGUGUCCGAGGCAGAGUCCGGCAAGAGGCUGGCGCAGGUGGUGGCGGAGCCCAGCCUGACCAAGUCCGGCGUGUACUGGAGCUGGAACAAGGACUCGGCGUCGUUCGAGAACCAGCUCUCACAGGAGGCCAGCGACCCCGAGAAGGCCCGCAAGGUCUGGGAGCUCAGCGAGAAGCUCGUCGGACUCGCCUGA